AUGUCCAGUGUGGACACGACAUCUCCGAGUGGACUAAGUGAUCCUUCAGCCAUCAAGAGGACAACAACCCGAGGGCACCCACCGAGACUCCGGCGGACCUGCGCUUGCUCUUGGAAAUCAGAAGGCUGCAGCACAGCACACAGCAGACACCUGAGCAAAGGCAAUGCACGUCGUCCCUGUGGAUGGCAACCUCGCCAGCACCAUGACAUGAUGAGCCCCGAACACCCCCGGAAAGGGCAAAAGAGGAAACGCCAGGAAGAGUGCGGAACCAAUGAGCAGACUCAAGAGCCAGCUGAGCCUAGGAGGAGGGUGAAACAGGAACAGGGUGAAAUUGAGCUUGGGUGUGAAGAACCCGGCAAGGGUCAGAUACGGAAACCCCAGGAAGAGGAUCGAUCACAGCUAAAGCCCCGAGAGUGCGCCAAAGGCUCUCAGGAAGAGGCCGUGACUGAGGUGAAGUCUGUGGAUGGUGGGAAGGGUCGCAAUCGUUCCCACUGCAGCACAGAGGAAGGUGUUCAGGAACACCACAAGUACCGAAGGCUGUUGGAACACCUUCAACCCGGUGAUCAUGUGAGCUCUGACCCUCACAGUGCUCACACGAGCCCUGUGGACACAUGGAAGAUCAAAGACUGUGCAGAGGGACAGAUUCACAGAUCUGAACCAACUCACUCUGAGCCAGAGCAAUCUGCCUGUGCUCUCGCGAGAGAAGAUCAGUCACCAGUGAACAGUGAGAAGAAGUCUUCAGAGGAGAAAAUUUCUAAUACAGAGGAGAUAGUUGGAACAAACCUCAACAAUGACAUCAGGGGACACCACCCCCAGCCCAACUUUCUGGGAGGAGCCCAGGUCCAAAUCUUCAUAGACAGUGUCAGCAACGACAUUCUCACCAACAAAAUACCAAUACCUGAGGCCAAGGGAAAGGCUCUUGCAGAUCAAGAGAUGGGCAGAGGACUGGACCAUGGCCCCGAUGUCACAGCAGACAUGGAAAAGGAAAUCAGGAGUGCAUUAGGCCCAGGGCCAGAAGAUGAGGUCUUGAGUUGUGCCUUCAAACUGCGAAUUACUCGAGGAGACAUGCAGACACUAAAGGAGACCCAGUGGCUCAAUGAUGAAGUCAUCAAUUUUUACAUGAAUCUUCUCAUGGAGAGAAACCAAAAUGAAGGAUACCCAUCAGUUCACGCAUUCAAUACCUUCUUCUACACUAAAUUCAAGUGUGGGGGCUACAGGUCAGUCAAAAGAUGGACCCAGGCAGUAAACCUCUUCACAAAGGAACUUAUUCUGGUGCCGAUUCACCUGGAUGUGCACUGGAGCCUUGUGGUAGUAGACCUAAGAAAGAAGCAUAUUGUCUACCUGGAUUCGAUGGGACAGAAAAGACCAGAUGUCCUCCAGAUGAUUUUCCAGUAUCUGCAGGAUGAGAGCAAAGCCCGAAGGAAUAUUGAUCUGAACCCUUUGGAGUGGAGGCAAUACAGCAUGCCAGCAGAGCAGAUUCCUCAGCAGCGGAAUGGGAGCGAUUGUGGGAUGUUUACCUGUAAAUACGCAGAUUAUAUUUCCAGAGGCCAACCCCUCACCUUCUCUCAGCAGCACAUGCCUCUGUUCAGGAAGAAGAUGGUGUGGGAAAUCCUGCAUAAGCGCUUACUGUAGCGGCACCCCCUGGCUGCUGAGGCUGCUCUGCAGUCUCUCGGGAUCCAUGGUCUACAGAGCUACAGCCAAUGGCCUCUGCAGAAGUGCUAGAGAAAGGUGUCCUGGUCAUUCAUUUCAAGUCAUUUUCUUUUCUGGGAUUAAGGAGAUCUGCCUUCUUCAUGGAAGUUGACUGAAAUAACUAUAAUGUUGAAUGUUCAUCUUGUAUCCCAAGUCUCCUUGAAUAUAAACCUCAGCCUUGUAAGGGCUGGACUGGACUAGUUAUUUUAAAAUUCUCUUCAAUU
Molecule: messenger RNA, 1913 nt
Organism: Peromyscus eremicus (cactus mouse)
Lineage: Eukaryota; Metazoa; Chordata; Mammalia; Rodentia; Cricetidae
Product: sentrin-specific protease 2-like
Exons: 1
Coding region: 1-1632 (543 amino acids)
Biological process (GO): protein desumoylation
Cellular component (GO): nucleus
Molecular function (GO): deSUMOylase activity
Source: RefSeq, a predicted model, not a curated record